AUGGGUAAUCUGAUGUCAACUUCGUUUGCUCCAGAGUGUACGGACCUGAAGCAGAAAUACGACGCGUGUUUCAACUACUGGUAUACAGAAAAGUUCCUCAAGGGCAAGAGUGUUUACAACGAAUGCGAGGACCUUUGGGCCGACUACAAAGAAUGCAUAGAUAUCCACCUUCAGAAACAGGGAAUCAAACCGAUGCUGGACGAGGCACGCAAAGAGGCACCUUUUGAGAACGGUGGAAUUCCCGUCGAUAAAUCCAACGAAAAAUAA
Molecule: messenger RNA, 267 nt
Organism: Ogataea parapolymorpha DL-1
Lineage: Eukaryota; Fungi; Ascomycota; Pichiomycetes; Pichiales; Pichiaceae
Product: Mitochondrial distribution and morphology protein 35
Exons: 1
Coding region: 1-267 (88 amino acids)
Source: RefSeq, a predicted model, not a curated record